Messenger RNA from Fusarium tjaetaba, 615 nucleotides. Its product is annotated as multi copy suppressor SYS1. NCBI's taxonomy places the organism in Eukaryota, Fungi, Ascomycota, Sordariomycetes, Hypocreales, Nectriaceae. The record is from RefSeq and is a predicted model, not a curated record. Gene Ontology annotation, biological process: Golgi to plasma membrane protein transport; protein localization to Golgi apparatus; Golgi to endosome transport. The transcript is spliced from 2 exons. The coding region runs from base 1 to 615 and encodes 204 amino acids. Gene Ontology annotation, cellular component: trans-Golgi network; Golgi membrane.
AUGCCACGACGUCGUAAACCUCCGCGCGCAGGCGCCCUCGCUGAACUUGCGCCCCUAAAGAUCGCUGGCCAGAUCGCGACGCUACAGGCGAUAUACUACUUCUCUGCACUGGUUCUGAUCGUCUUUACAGCGCUUGUCUCUGGCUCUGGGUUCAGCUGGACACUUGUAUUUGGAUGGGAGGGGCUGAGAGGAGAUACCACGCAUGGAUGGCUCAUGGCAUUUGUGUUCCUGUUGGACGGCGGGUUGAUUAUUCCUAUCGCAAUAGUCGCCUUCAUCGCUCGCUCCAAACUCGUACCCGAUUUCGCAUUGACCGUCCACUUUCUCAACCUCGUAAUCGCAUCCCUUUACAGCGGCCACAUCCCCCGCCACGGAGCUUGGUGGUUCACCAUGUUUGUCUCAUCCGGGCUAUGUAUUGGUGUCGGAACUUGGGGAUGUCAGUAUCGCGAGCUGCAGCCUGUCUUCUUCGGCGGUCGUCCCAUUCUCCCAGCUACGGGAGCUGAAGGUGCAGCGCCGCAACCUCCUCCUGUCGAUGAGGAGAUGGGUAUUGCUGUGAGAGGAAGGGGGCCAGAUGGUGGUGGAGAGUAUGAAAUGGCUCCUAUGCAGCCUGCAAGAUGA